CUCGGUUGUCAAACAUGGCUGAAGUGCCGCCGCUGCCGCUACUGCUGCUGCAGGGAAAAUGCUGAGCCCUCCCGGACCGGGUGGGCGGCGGCGGCGAAGUCGGCAACGGGCACCCGCUUCCCCGGCGCGGCGGCGGCGGCCAUGGCCCGGCUGGCCGACUACUUCAUCGUAGUAGGCUACGACCACGAGAAGCCAGGGUCAGGAGCAGGUCUGGGGAAAAUAAUCCAGAGGUUUCCACAGAAGGACUGGGAUGACACACCUUUUCCUCAGGGAGUUGAACUGUUUUGUCAGCCUGGAGGGUGGCAGCUGUCCAGAGAGAGGAAGCAGCCAACGUUUUUUGUGAUGGUCCUGACAGAUAUUGACUCAGAUCGACAUUACUGCUCAUGCCUAACCUUUUAUGAGGCAGAGAUCAAUCUUCAGGGAACAAAGAAAGAUGAGAGUGAAGGUGAAGUGGAAGUGUCUGGUUUAAUUCAGCCUGCAGAAGUGUUUGCUCCCAAAAGCCUGGUGUUGGUAUCCAGAUUAGAUUAUCCAGAAAUUUUUAGGGCUUGCCUAGGUUUGAUCUAUACUGUAUAUGUGGACACUCUGAAUGUCUCCUUGGAAAGUCUCAUUGCAAACCUGUGUGCGUGUCUUGUCCCAGCGGCUGGAGGGUCUCAGAAGCUGUUUUCCUUGGGUGCAGGAGAUAGACAGCUGAUCCAGACUCCCUUGCAUGAUAGUCUUCCUGUCACAGGCACUAGUGCGGCUCUCCUGUUCCAGCAAUUGGGAAUUCAGAAUGUCCUCAGCCUCUUCUGUGCAGUCCUCACAGAAAAUAAGGUUCUCUUCCAUUCUGCAAGUUUCCAGAGACUUAGUGAUGCUUGUAGAGCCCUGGAAUCAUUAAUGUUUCCUCUUAAAUAUAGUUAUCCUUAUAUUCCUAUUCUCCCGGCUCAGCUACUGGAAGUUCUGAGUUCCCCAACACCUUUCAUUAUUGGAGUACAUUCUGUCUUUAAAACUGAUGUUCAUGAGCUUUUAGAUGUAAUCAUAGCUGAUUUGGAUGGAGGCACUAUUAAAAUUCCUGAAUGUAUUCAUCUCUCUUCCCUUCCGGAACCACUUCUACAUCAGACUCAAGCUGCUCUUUCUUUGAUUCUACACCCAGAUUUGGAAGUAGCAGAUCAUGCUUUUCCCCCUCCACGAACAGCUUUAUCCCACUCAAAAAUGCUGGAUAAAGAAGUGCGUGCAGUUUUUCUUAGAUUAUUUGCACAGCUUUUCCAAGGAUAUAGAUCAUGCUUACAACUCAUAAGAAUUCAUGCAGAACCAGUAAUACAUUUUCACAAGACAGCUUUCUUGGGACAGCGUGGUUUGGUUGAGAAUGAUUUCCUCACAAAAGUUCUCAAUGGAAUGGCAUUUGCAGGUUUUGUUUCAGAAAGAGGUCCUCCCUAUAGAUCCUGUGAUCUUUUUGAUGAGUUGGUAGCUUUUGAAGUAGAGCGAAUUAAAGUUGAAGAAAAUAACCCAGUGAAGAUGAUAAAGCAUGUCAGAGAACUUGCUGAGCAACUAUUCAAAAAUGAAAAUCCAAACCCUCAUAUGGCGUUUCAGAAAGUUCCACGUCCAACAGAAGGAUCCCACUUGCGAGUUCAUAUUCUUCCUUUCCCAAAGAUUAAUGAAACUCGGGUACAGGAAUUAAUACAGGAAAAUCUUGCCAAGAACCAGAAUGCACCUCCUGCUUCAAGAGUGGAAAAGAAAUGUGUUGUGCCCGCAGGUCCACCUGUUGUUUCAAUAAUGGAUAAGGUGACAACAGUUUUCAACAGUGCACAGAGAUUGGAAGUUGUUAGAAACUGCAUCUCAUUCAUAUUUGAAAAUAAAACACUGGAGACUGAAAAGACCCUUCCUGCUGCACUGAGAGCCCUUAAAGGAAAGGCAGCAAGACAGUGUCUCACUGAUGAGCUGGGUUUACACGUUCAGCAAAACCGGGCAAUAUUAGACCAUCAACAGUUCGACUACAUAAUAAGGAUGAUGAACUGUACUCUACAGGAUUGUUCAAGUUUAGAAGAAUAUAACAUUGCCGCAGCAUUACUCCCUUUGACCAGUGCUUUCUAUAGGAAACUGGCCCCUGGAGUCAGCCAGUUUGCUUACACCUGUGUACAGGACCACCCCAUUUGGACGAAUCAGCAAUUUUGGGAGACAACCUUUUACAAUGCGGUGCAGGAACAGGUUCGAUCCCUGUAUCUCUCAGCCAAGGAAGACAAUCAUGCCCCACAUCUGAAGCAAAAGGGUAAACUGCCUGAUGACCAAUAUCAGGAGAAGACAGCAAUGGACCUGGCAGCCGAGCAGCUACGCCUUUGGCCUACUCUGAGCAAAUCAGCUCAGCAGGAGCUGGUGCAACGUGAGGAAAGCACUGUCUUCAGUCAGGCCAUUCACUUUGCAAACCUCAUGGUCAAUCUGCUAGUUCCACUAGAUACAAGUAAAAACAAGCUCCUAAGAACGUCAGCACCAGGAGACUGGGAAAGUGGGAGCAACAGCAUUGUUACAAACAGUAUUGCAGGAAGUGUAGCUGAGAGCUAUGAUACAGAAAGUGGGUUUGAAGAUUCAGAGAAUAAUGACAUUGCCAAUUCUGUUGUGCGUUUCAUUACCCGAUUUAUUGACAAAGUUUGCACAGAGAGUGGAGUUACUCAGGAUCACAUCAAGAGCCUGCAUUGCAUGAUACCAGGGAUUGUAGCUAUGCACGUUGAAACCCUAGAAGCAGUGCAUCGAGAGAGUAGAAGACUUCCACCUAUACAGAAGCCCAAGAUUCUUAGACCUGCUCUACUGCCAGGAGAAGAAAUUGUUUGUGAAGGUCUUCGAGUCCUGCUGGAUCCUGAUGGAAGAGAAGAAGCCACUGGAGGCCUUCUUGGAGGCCCUCAGCUCCUGCCAGCAGAAGGAGCCUUGUUCCUCACCACAUAUAGAAUUCUGUUCAGAGGGACUCCCCAUGAUCAGCUAGUUGGUGAGCAGACAGUUGUGCGAAGUUUUCCCAUUGCCUCCAUCACCAAGGAGAAGAAGAUCGCAAUGCAAAACCAGCUACAACAGAACAUGCAAGAAGGACUGCAGAUCACAUCAGCAUCUUUUCAGUUGAUUAAAGUAGCAUUUGAUGAAGAAGUGAGUCCAGAAGUAGUAGAGAUCUUUAAGAAACAGCUGAUGAAGUUUCGUUAUCCUCAGUCCAUUUUUACCACCUUUGCUUUUGCUGCUGGACAGACUACCCCACAAAUAAUUUUACCCAAGCAGAAGGAAAAGAAUACUUCCUUUCGCACCUUCUCAAAAACAAUUGUGAAAGGUGCCAAAAGGGCAGGGAAAAUGACAAUUGGGCGACAGUAUUUAUUGAAGAGGAGGACAGGGACAAUUGUGGAAGAGAGAGUGAACCGUCCUGGAUGGAAUGAAGAGGAUGACAUAUCUGUUUCAGAUGAUAGUGAACUCCCCACAAGUACCACCCUGAAGGCUUCAGAGAAAUCUACAAUGGAACAGUUAGUGGAAAAAGCUUGUUUCAGAGACUAUCAGCGUUUAGGUUUGGGAACCAUAAGUAGCAGCUCUUCGCGCUCAAAACCAGAGUACUUUCGAAUCACUGCCUCCAACAGGAUGUAUUCACUUUGCCGGAGCUAUCCUGGCCUUUUAGUUGUACCUCAAGCUGUACAGGACAGUAGUUUACCAAGAGUAGCCCGCUGCUAUCGACACAAUCGCCUGCCUGUUGUAUGUUGGAAGAACUCAAGAAGCAGUACCCUGCUUCUGCGAUCUGGAGGAUUCCAUGGGAAGGGAGUAGUUGGCCUUUUUAAAUCUCAGAACUCCCCUCAGGCAGCUCCUACCUCCUCUUUAGAAUCUUCCAGUAGCAUAGAACAAGAAAAGUACUUGCAAGCGUUACUGAGUGCAGUUUCUGUCCAUCAGAAACUCAGUGGCAAUAACACCCUUACUGUCAGGCCAGCACUUGCUCUGUCUCCAGGUGUUUGGGCAAGUCUUCGCUCUAGCACUCGCCUGAUCAGCUCUCCAACAUCCUUCAUUGAUGUUGGCGCCCGGCUGGCAGGCAAGGAUCACUCGACGUCCUUCAGUAACAGCACUUACCUGCAAAACCAGCUCUUGAAACGCCAAGCAGCCCUUUAUAUAUUUGGUGAGAAGUCGCAGCUAAGGAACUUCAAGUUAGAAUUUGCUUUAAAUUGUGAGUUUGUUCCUGUUGAAUUUCAUGACAUCCGACAAGUGAAAGCCAGUUUUAAAAAACUGAUGAGAGCUUGUGUCCCAAGCACCAUCCCUACUGACUCAGAAGUGACCUUCCUGAGAGCCCUGGGAGACUCUGAGUGGUUCCCACAGCUUCACAGGAUAUUGCAGCUCGCUGUGGUUGUAUCAGAAGUACUUGAGAAUGGUUCCUCAGUUUUGGUGUGUUUGGAAGAAGGCUGGGACAUCACUGCACAAGUGACCUCCCUGGUUCAGUUACUCAGUGACCCCUUUUAUAGGACACUUGAAGGCUUCCGGAUGCUGGUCGAAAAAGAGUGGCUCUCUUUUGGUCAUAAAUUCAGUCAGCGGAGCAGCUUGACCCUCAGCUGUCAGGGCAGUGGUUUCACUCCAGUCUUCCUACAGUUCUUAGAUUGUGUACACCAGGUUCACAACCAGUAUCCAACUGAGUUUGAAUUCAAUCCCUAUUACUUAAAGUUCUUGGCUUUCCACUAUGUGUCUAAUCGCUUUAAAACAUUUCUCCUGGAUUCAGACUAUGAAAGAUUAGAGCACGGAACUUUAUUUGAUGAUAAAGGAGACAAGCGUGCCAAAAGAGGAAUUUGUAUUUGGGAGUGUAUCGAUAGAAUGCACAAGAGGAGUCCCAUUUUCUUUAAUUAUUUAUAUUCACCAGUGGAAACAGAGGCCCUGAAGCCCAAUGUAAACGUUUCCAGCCUCAAGAAGUGGGAUUACUAUGUAGAGGAGACCCUUUCCACAGGGCCUUCAUAUGACUGGACAAUGCUGACCCCUAAGCAGUUCCCCUCCGAAGACUCCGAACUGGCCAGAGGAGCUGGGCCCCAGAGCCAGAGGAGAACAGUGUGGCCAUGCUAUGAUGAUGUCAGCUGUGCUCAGCCCGAUGCUCUCACCAGCCUUGUCAGUGAAAUUGAAAGACUGGAGCAUAAAUUGAACCAAACAGCUGAGAAGUGGCAGCAGCUAUGGGAACGGGUAACUGUGGACCUUAAAGAAGAGCCCAGAGCAGACCGUCCCCAGAGACACCCUUUGGGCUCCCCAGGAAUUGUGUCUACCAACCUCCCUUCCUAUCAGAAGAGGUCUCUGCUGCAUCUCCCAGACAGCAGCAUGGGGGAGGAACAGAACGCCAGCAUCUCCCCAUCCAACGGAGUGGACCGGAGAGCAGCCACGCUGUACAGCCAGUACACGUCCAAGAAUGAUGAAAACAGGUCCUUUGAGGGAACGCUCUACAAAAGAGGGGCUUUGCUGAAAGGUUGGAAGCCCCGCUGGUUCGUUUUGGAUGUAACAAAACAUCAGCUGCGAUACUACGACUCGGGUGAGGACACAAGCUGUAAAGGCCACAUUGAUCUGGCUGAGGUAGAAAUGGUCAUCCCUGCUGGCCCCAGCAUGGGAGCCCCAAAGCACACGAGUGACAAGGCUUUCUUUGAUCUCAAGACCAGCAAACGUGUGUAUAACUUCUGUGCCCAGGAUGGACAGAGUGCCCAGCAGUGGAUGGACAGGAUCCAGAGCUGUAUAUCUGACGCCUGAUGCCCAUGGUCAACCCAAACAGAAGAGGGAGGAGGGGCUUGUGCUGCCAGAUAGGAAAAAAGUGUGUGAGUCCUUGAGGAGCUGACAGCUUCCUGCUGGUUCUGAUCAGUCAUCCCAGGGCCUAAGGUUCUCCUACCCAGACUUACCCAUUCCCCUCUUUUAGCAGUUGCUAAGUCUGCUUAGCCUGAGUAGAUGUGUUACACAGGUCUGGUCAAGAGCCCUAGGCCCUCCCUGUAUCUUGCACUAGGUUGUUCUAACAGGGUCUUCAUGGUUAGGGAUCAGAAGAAUGCUUCCUGAGCCGACCGUCAUCCAUCCCCUAGGCAAAGUGGCUACCACCUACCUGGGUCCUUCUUCAUGAAAGAUAGAUAGAUCCUUUUUGUUCUCCAAGGUCCUAAUAUCCUUGGAGAGCUUUCUGACAAGCAAAAAUCAAAAUCCUCCAAGACUAUCUUCCAUUCUGCAUAGAAUAGGUUUCCCAUCAAAGGCUCCUGUUCUUACUGCCUGACCUUAGAGAUGCUCAGUUCUCUGGUGCUGUCAAAGGUGCUUCCGUGAUACCUGCUCGACCACUGGGGUUCACAGCAAGACCAUCAGUGCUCAGUGGCAGGCAAAGGGGGGCACACAAGAUUAUCCUGAUGGGAAAAGAUUGUCCAGAGAAUGAUGCAGUAAUCACCAGGCCAAUGCAGGAAAAUACUGCUUCCAAAACACUGAAUUUUCUAGGCCAAAGGUGCCCUGAGGAUGCAGGACUUUGUGUUCCCAUGUAUUCUUCUGCUCCCUGACGGCUUCUUACACAAAAUAACAUGCAAAAAGCUGAAUGCACUAACUCACAAAACAGACACUUGCACUGAACUAAUAAAGUGGAGAUGUUUGAGAGACAGAAGCCAGCUGUUUAUGACCACACGACCCCUAUGACAAGGGCUGUGUAAACCAAGGUCGCAUUGUGGUGUGACUGGAUACCCAAACGGCACCUCUGCACAUGAACAGUAGGGACUUGUUUGGUCUUUAGGUAUUCUUUACUUUUGAUAGCCUGUGUUUGUUCAGCUUAAGACACCAGGAAUGCUGUUUCUCACGGCGCACAGAAACAGCUUUUCUGCAACAGCCGCUGCGGUUGGCUGGAGUCGUAGGUAGCUAGAUCAUUACAUUUGUUUUGAAAUGUUAAUAUGUUAAAUACCAAACUAAUAUUUCAAAAAUAUGUAUAUAUGAGUUCUUAUAUCCUUGUUUUUCAGAUAGUCUGCUUAUAAUUUAAUAUAAAAUUAACUGAUUCAUUCAUAAAAUUUCAGUAGUGAAAUGGUUCCCUUUUUAAAAAGCCGCUUUGUAGAUUAAAAAUAAAUCAGAUUUUCAAAUUUAAAGUUAUCUACACACUAGAAAAUAGAACUGUGUUAAUAUAUAAGAAAUUGGGGGAUGAUAAGAAUGAAGGAUUUUUCUAUCAUUUUCAUUUUAUAAAUUGCCACCUGUGAAAAUGGUUUUUGCACAUUAUUUGUAUUUUUCUUUGUAUAUGAAAUAAUUUUUUGUACUCUGUAAAAUAUGGAGCCCGUUGUACCCUCAGCUAUUUGAGACUUUACACAGUGCUUCUUUUGUAACUGGAUUCUUGUAACUUUCAUGAAGGCGCUACAUGCCUUGCAUUCACUAACCACCUUGAAUUAAAUUUAUUUCUUAAGAAGAAUCAUCCCUCAUUUACUGAAAUAAAGUCCACUGUGCAUUGCUUAGCACUCAGAAGGCAACAUUUAUGAUUCAUACGUGGGGCUAAAAGUUCAAGGGUAAAAUGCAGCAUAACCCAUUUCUUGCCUUGGUUCUCUUAAUGUCGUCAUGCCCUUUGCUCAGGAAGUAACCAGAGACGCUGGACAGGCUGGCCUGAGCUUCUGGGUUCUGGAUGCACUGCUGCAGAGUUUAGGUAAGAGACCUGAGGCCGCCACUCCCACCCAGAGCCUCCAGUGAGCUGUGUGAAACUGGUUAAGUCCUUUACCUCUUCCCGGUCGCAGUUUCACCACCUGUGGCAUACGGC
This is a messenger RNA of Mesoplodon densirostris (Blainville's beaked whale), 7687 nucleotides long. RefSeq names its product SET binding factor 2 (gene SBF2). Bases 142 to 5691 code for a protein of 1849 amino acids. The record is from RefSeq and is a predicted model, not a curated record. The transcript has 40 exons. NCBI's taxonomy places the organism in Eukaryota, Metazoa, Chordata, Mammalia, Artiodactyla, Ziphiidae.